Lactuca sativa (garden lettuce) is the source of this 1772-nucleotide messenger RNA. RefSeq names its product pheophytinase (gene PPH). NCBI's taxonomy places the organism in Eukaryota, Viridiplantae, Streptophyta, Magnoliopsida, Asterales, Asteraceae. Gene Ontology annotation, biological process: chlorophyll catabolic process. The record is from RefSeq and is a predicted model, not a curated record. Gene Ontology annotation, molecular function: pheophytinase activity. Gene Ontology annotation, cellular component: chloroplast.
ACGACAAAUAUCAUUGUCGUUGGUUUCAUAGAUAGCUUAAACUCACACGCCAUUUCUGGGCAUCAGUCGCAGUCUCCUCUGUCCAAUUUUCCACCAUACCUACACGUUAUUCAAACCUUUUGCUUCCAGAAAUAAAAUUCCACUCACAAUCGGAGAACUUGUUUGUAUGGAGAUCAUAUCCAGUCAUUCAACGCCAUGUUAUCAUCUUGCAACUUUACGACAUAAUUUUCCCGAGAAAACCCUAGAUUCUCAUUCUCUCCCAUCGAAGUUUUCAAGAAGAAGAAAACAUAAAUUUCUUCAUACUUCUCUUCCAUCUACCUUUCGCCUAAACAAUUACAAAACUGUUCGUAAAUCUACACCAUUAAACACUCUGAAAAGCGCUGAAGGUGUUAUCAAUGGUGACGAAACCCUAGAAAACGUAACGAAAAGAAGGCAACCAAAUGUUUCAAUACCCAAAGUUGUAAUCCCAGGAUUACCAGAUGAUUCAAAAGGCGAUGUUAGUGCUCCUGUUAGGAGUGGUGAAUGGGAAUGGAAGCCUAAGUUUAAAAUCCAUUAUGAAAGAUCGGGAUCUAGAAACUUGGAUUCACCUCAGAUUCUUUUUCUUCCUGGAUUUGGUGUGGGAUCUUUUCAUUAUGAAAAACAGUUGAAGGAUCUUGGAAAGGAUUAUGGUGUUUGGGCGAUGGAUUUUCUAGGUCAGGGUAUGUCAUUGCCGUGUGAGGAUCCUACUCAGAGUAAUGGUGAUUUAGAAAUUGGUAGAAAUUCUAUGUGGGGUUUUGGAGAUGAAACUGAACCUUGGGCAGAUGAUCUUGUUUAUUCUAUUGAUUUGUGGCAAGAACAAGUUCGGUAUUUUAUAGAAGAGGUCAUCAAGGAACCCGUUUACAUAGUGGGAAAUUCACUUGGUGGAUAUGUCGCACUUUACUUUGCAGCAUGUAACCCUAAUUUAGUAAAAGGCGUUACACUACUCAACGCAACACCAUUUUGGGGAUUUUUCCCAAACCCUAUAAGAUCUCCAAAACUUUCACAAUUAUUCCCAUCAACUGGCACUUUUCCUCUUCCUCCACGUGUCAAAAAAAUCAUAGAAAUUGUUUGGGAGAAAAUAAGGGAUCCUAGAACUAUUGGGGAGAUAUUGAAGCAAGUUUAUGCGGAUCAUUCUACAAAUGUGGAUAAGGUGUUUUCUCGGAUACUUGAAAUAACAGAACAUCCAGCAGCUCUUGCAUCGUUUGCAUCUAUAAUGUUGGCUCCUCAAGGAGAAGUAUCUUUUGGAGAGGCUUUAUCUAGGUGUAAAAUUCAUGGCAUACCCAUAUGCCUUAUGUAUGGAAAAGAAGAUCCAUGGGUUAGACCCAUUUGGGGUCUACAAGUGAAGAGGCAAUUGCCUGAUGCUCCUUAUUACCAAAUUAGCCCUGCAGGACAUUGCCCUCAUGAUGAAGUUCCUGAGGUUGUGAAUUAUUUAUUACGCGGUUGGAUAAAAAACUUGGAGUCACAAGGUUUUAUUGCAUUGCCUUUACUUGAUGAUGAAAGCGGUCGAUAUGAUGUUGCCAAAGAUUUAGAAUACGUGAGAGACGGAACCAAAAAAUCAGUGAGGGUGUGGUUUUAUGGGUCCGAGUUUUCAAUGUGGAGCAAGUUUAGUUCUUUUGUUAAUACACAAAUACAAGAUUUGUCUUUUAAGUUGAGGUGAUUGGAGAUUUUUGGGCACAUAUAUGCAUAUAAUGUAAUAUAUUGAAGUGUAGUAUUCAUAUUUUUAGAUGUAUAUAAAAAUGAAAUCAAAUUGUUUA